Solanum stenotomum is the source of this 1461-nucleotide messenger RNA. Its product is annotated as putative disease resistance protein At1g59780. The coding region runs from base 98 to 1303 and encodes 401 amino acids. The record is from RefSeq and is a predicted model, not a curated record. NCBI's taxonomy places the organism in Eukaryota, Viridiplantae, Streptophyta, Magnoliopsida, Solanales, Solanaceae. The transcript is spliced from 2 exons. Gene Ontology annotation, biological process: defense response to other organism.
GUACUUUGGUAUUUUUCCAAAAGGUCAAGUGGUCGAGGCUGAAAACAUAAUACGGUUGUGGAUGGCAGAAGGUUUCAUACCAAGAGGAGAAGAAUGAAUGGAGGAUGUCGCUGAAGGCUUCUUGAAUGAGCUGAAAAGACAAAGCUUGGUUCAAGUGGUAGAUACAUUCUGGGAAAAAGUUGAAGUAUGUAGUGUUCAUGAUUUUCUUAGUGAUCUUGCGAUCCAUAAGGCAUUGAAGGUAAACUUCUUUGACAUUUAUGAUCCAAUAAACCACUCCAUAUCCUCUUCAUGUAUCAGACAUGGCAUUCAUAGUCAAGAAAAAAGGUACCUCUCACUUGAUCUUUCUAACUUGAAGUUGAGGUCAAUUAUGUUCUUCAAUCUAGGAUUUCGUAACAUGAGUCAUAUAAACUUCAGUAGUGUGUUCCAACAUGUAUAUGUGUUGUACAUGGAUACUAUUGAUGGCACUUUACCUGAUGCCAUAGGAAGUUUGUACCACCUCAAAUUCCUAAGAUUGACAGGUGUUAUUCAUGAUUUACCCUCCUCCAUUGGCAGCCUUAAGAAUUUACAAACACUUUGUGUCAAAUGUAAUUUCAAACAGUUCUGCCAACUACCCCCCGAAACAGCUGACCUAAUAAAUUUAAGAUAUUUAGCUGUUCCCUAUUCAGAACCUCUGAAUCGUAUAAGAAAACUCACAAGUCUUCAAGCUCUCGAAGGCGUCUCUUGUGAUCAGUGGAAAGAUAUUGAUCCUGUUGAUUUAGUCAAUCUUCAAGAAUUAAGCAUGAUUAGUAUUACCAAAUCUUACUCCCUCAACAACAUUAGCAACUUGAAAAACCAUAACACUCUCAAGUUGUUGUGUUAUGCUGAUGAAUCAUUCCCAUCUCUUGAAUUUCUUAUUUCUUGUCAUAACCUCACGAAAUUGUUGUUAGAAGGUAGAAUAGAGAAACUGCCUUUGUUUCCAAAUUCCAUCACAAUGCUGACUCUUGUCGACUCAAAACUCAUGGAAGAUCCGAUGUUUAUUUUGGGAAUGUUGCCAAACCUAAGGAAUCUCUGUUUGUUUAGAGCUUAUCAAGGAAAAGAAAUAAUCUGCAGUGAUAACACUUUUAGUCAACUGAAGUUCCUUAGUCUUGAUUGUCUUUGGAACCUAGAAAGAUGGAAUUUAGCAACAAGUGCCAUGCCUCUGAUCAAAGCUCUUCGUAUCGAUCGCUGUCUAAAGCUGAACCAAAUUCCUGAGAGAAUGAAAGAUGUGGAGCCAUUGCCUAUUGAAGAGAAAUUAAAUGCGCUGAAGCUUUUCAACCAUAUAUGAUGUCUUAUUUCACAAUACCAAAGAGAAGAAGCUGUCACUUGAAGACGUUCACCAACAUCAACUUGGCUUCUCCAACCAUCAAUCAAGUUGGAUUAUUUCAACAUUCUGUUUUUUCAAUGUUUCUUUUUUCCUGUUUUUGGCUUGUUUUAGUGUGUGGA